Molecule: messenger RNA, 786 nt
Organism: Plasmodium coatneyi
Lineage: Eukaryota; Apicomplexa; Aconoidasida; Haemosporida; Plasmodiidae
Product: KIR protein
Exons: 2
Coding region: 1-786 (261 amino acids)
Source: RefSeq, a predicted model, not a curated record
AUGGCUCACAAGGAAUUCUAUGAUAAGUUCGAUGUGGGCGCAGAAAAAUGCAAAGAUAACUGCACAGAGAAAGUAGACACUGCUCUUGUUUCAAUUAAUGAUACAGAUGGUCUUAGAAAUAAAAUUGAAGCAGCAUGGUACUACGUAUCCUAUAUGUAUAAAGGAAAAGACAACUCAUCCAAUGAUGCACCGUGUCAUUUCCUAUACUACUGGAUAGGACAUGAAUUAUUUGAGAGCCCUGCAAGCGGAAAUUCCAAUGUUUCCCUACAAGCUAUUUGCAGUGCUAUAAAUGAUACAUAUCAGAACCAUAAAUGUGAAAUUGCUUGUGCACCUAUUGACAAGGAGGAGUUCGACGAGAGAAAAAUAAUAAAUGAUUUCUCUUAUGACUUCAGCAAUAUAAAAGAAUAUCUACAGCACUAUAAUAAUAACCACAAUACGGACUUCAACACAUACAUCGAUAAAGUUCAAGCGGCCACUAAAUUUAUGGACGCCAAGUGUGGGGGGACCGAGGGUGGAUACUGUAAACAAUUUUGGCCAAAUCAUAAGGAUGACAUUCAAAAGAAAUUACAAGACUUGAAAACUGAAUUAACAACUGCACAAGAAAGAAUAGCCGAGGCAACAAAAGCAGCACAAACAGCAGCAUCCUUAGCAAAAGACGAAGCCGUUCGUUCUGCUACUACCACCUCUUCUCUUUCUUCUAUCUUUGGUACCUUAGUAACUACCACCCUUGUUCCUUUCUUAUUAUACAAAGUAAGCAACAAAAAAUUUCAAAAUUUAAAAAAAUAA